Cloeon dipterum is the source of this 2189-nucleotide messenger RNA. RefSeq names its product phosphorylase kinase gamma (gene PhKgamma). NCBI's taxonomy places the organism in Eukaryota, Metazoa, Arthropoda, Insecta, Ephemeroptera, Baetidae. Gene Ontology annotation, biological process: glycogen biosynthetic process; protein phosphorylation. The record is from RefSeq and is a predicted model, not a curated record. The coding region runs from base 312 to 1553 and encodes 413 amino acids. Gene Ontology annotation, molecular function: phosphorylase kinase activity; calmodulin binding; ATP binding. The transcript is spliced from 12 exons. Gene Ontology annotation, cellular component: phosphorylase kinase complex.
AGGCGCAGCGCGACGCUGCGGUCGACAGCUGAAAGGAAGUCUCGUGCCAAAUGUUGUGUUCGAUGUCCUUUGGUAGACGAUAGAGGUUUUUCUAAUUCUAGAGUGCAUCGUUUCGAUUCAUAAGGGCGUCCACUCGGAAUUUCACUCUCGUAGUUCAAUCGCAGGACGAUUCGAGCGGCUCUCCGGCCAGUGUCAAGUGCGUACAGUCGCAAUUCACUGCGGUAAUCGAUAAAAUCGAUGGCCCUGCUAUGACGACAGACAAGGCGAUUUAAUUUUAUCUGCUAGAAAAGGUGCCUUCUUCAUUGAACAUUAUGGCAAAGGAUGACGCUACAGAUGAUUUGCUACCGGAUAAAGACGCCGCAAAGGAAUUUUACGCCAAAUACGAACCUAAGGAAAUACUUGGAAGGGGUGUGAGUUCCACGGUACGAAGGUGCAUUGAAAAAGAGUCGGGCCGCGAAUAUGCAGCGAAAAUCAUUGACCUCAGCACGGAUGCGGAAAACGCGUCGAUGCAGGAGUCGACCAUUCAGGAAAUUCGCAUCCUCAGGAUCGUUGCUGGCCACCCUUACAUAAUUGAGCUCCAUGAUGUCUUCGAGUCGAACACAUUUAUUUUUCUUGUCUUCGAAUUGUGCAAAAAUGGCGAAUUGUUUGACCACUUGACAACUGUCGUCACUUUGUCCGAAAAGAAAACACGUUACAUUAUGAAACAGGUUUUUGAAGCCAUUGAACAUGUCCACAAAAAGAGCAUUGUUCAUCGUGAUAUCAAGCCCGAAAAUAUUUUGUUAGACGAAAAUCUCAACGUGAAACUCACCGACUUUGGCUUCGCUAGAGUUCUAAAAGAGGACGAGAAGCUGUCUGAGUUAUGCGGGACACCAGGCUAUUUAGCUCCAGAAGUUUUAAAGAUCAACAUGUUUGAGGAUUUUAACGAAGGCUAUGGCCAAGAGGUCGACAUUUGGGCCUGCGGAGUCGUCAUGUACACCUUGUUGGUUGGUUGCCCGCCUUUCUGGCACAGAAAACAAAUGGUCAUGCUAAGAAAUAUAAUGGAAGGCAAAUACUCGCUCACUUCUCCAGAGUGGGAGGACAUCACAGAUGCACCGAAAGACUUGAUUCGCAAACUGCUGGUUGUCGACCCAAAGAAAAGACUUACAGUAUCAGAAGCCUUAGAACAUCCAUUUUUCCAAGUCAUGCAAUGGGAGACUAACUUGUCUGAACUCAAAAAGACAUUUAAGCACUCGUCCAGCAGUAUGAGUGAAACGCAUUACCAAAGUAAGAAAUUUGAAGCGAAAAAGCUGUUCCGAUUUGGAAUUUUGUGUGUGAGAGCUGUGGUGAGAAUACGAAGAUUAAAGUACACCCCUGAACCCCUUUCUAUUGCCGUGGCUCAAGUGGAUCCAUACAGAAUCAAAUCGCUGCGAAAGGUUAUCGACGCUUGUGCAUUCAGAGUGUAUGGGCACUGGGUAAAGAAGGGCGAAGGCCAGAACAGAGCUGCCUUGUUUGAGAACUUCCCCAAAACUGAAGUCAAACAGCUUUACCUCGCCAGCCCUCAGCCAGACUCCUAGCAUUUCGAAGCGAAUCUUUGGUUAUAGUCCCUGCGUUGUUAAUAGUGGCCACCGUUUGUUGAUGAGUGAAUGGUUAUUAUUUUUUUGUGAAAUGUCGUUUGGAUAGUUUUAAGUGUUUUAAACAUUUCACAAGUCUGCAAAGACUUUUGUUCUUGUCACCACACUGAAGUAAUGAGAGAGUGCUUUUCCAUUACAACUCCUUCGGCUAACCAGCAAGACUUGAAUAUUUCUGUGAACAGCCACCCCAGCAAGUAGCAUAAAUUUAAGAAAUUAAAAAUGUUAUUGCUCUAGAUCUAUCAAACAUGCUACUACUCUCAAACAUAUUUCUGUGAAAUAGUACAUUCUCCGUUUUCCCUGGAAAAUGAGUUUUUGCAGGUCAAUGCUCGUGCUCCUCUCACUCAUAAUAUGAUACAAAUAUAAUACGAGCAGAUAUCUCAAGCGUACAAAAGGCGAGUUUCUCAAAAACUCAUUCUUCACUGAACUUUUAUUUGUCAUAAUUGACAAUUAAGAGUGUUCAAAUCUCCUAACAAAAAUAUCAAUGUUAAAUACAUUUGUCAAUGCAUUCAUUGAAUAUUAUAAAUUUUGAUUAAAUAUUAGAAACAAAUAAAAGCUUCUUGAUAAUGGAAUUGAAACAUA